AUGGCUGACAUACAAUCAUCAGAUAAUGAUUCACGUAAAAAUUUUUAUAAACUAGCAGAUCGACAUAUUAAUUCAUUAAAUAUCAAAUUUCAACAUAAAACAGUUAUUACAUGUGCUUUGAGUGAAAAGAUAAUUGUCGGCUUACAAAAUAAAUUAUCCUCUGAAGAAAAUAACUUACGCUUUACAUCUUGGUGUUGUUAUUCAUUUACUUUACGAUUGAUUGGGAAACAACAAUUUUUAUGUGAUAAUAAAAAUGGAAAAUCAAUAUUAUUAUAUGAAAAUAUGUAUGAUGUUUUUAAGAAAAUUCAUAUUGAAAUUGCUCAUGGUGGUUGA
Rotaria sp. Silwood2 is the source of this 333-nucleotide messenger RNA. NCBI's taxonomy places the organism in Eukaryota, Metazoa, Rotifera, Eurotatoria, Philodinida, Philodinidae. The record is from the annotation of a GenBank genome assembly.